This is a messenger RNA of Gadus macrocephalus (Pacific cod), 4354 nucleotides long. It is a transcript of the gene gphna, whose product is annotated as gephyrin a. Lineage: Eukaryota; Metazoa; Chordata; Actinopteri; Gadiformes; Gadidae. The transcript has 25 exons. The record is from RefSeq and is a predicted model, not a curated record. Gene Ontology annotation, molecular function: molybdopterin molybdotransferase activity. Gene Ontology annotation, biological process: glycine receptor clustering; establishment of synaptic specificity at neuromuscular junction; Mo-molybdopterin cofactor biosynthetic process. The coding region runs from base 138 to 2681 and encodes 847 amino acids. Gene Ontology annotation, cellular component: postsynaptic specialization; postsynaptic membrane; cytoplasm.
AAAUGUCUUCUAUAUUCCAGAGGUGCAGCAGCAGCAGCAGCAGCAGCGGGUCCACAGAGCAGUAGCUAUAGCCCGUCCUCUCCGCACGCUAGCUCUAUGUAGCUAGUGGAGCUAGCAGUACAGAGGUUGGUGUAAACAUGGCGGCGGACGGGAUGGUCCUCACCAACCACGACCACCAGAUCCGAGUCGGGAUUCUGACGGUCAGCGACAGUUGCUUUAGGAACUUGGCAGAGGACAGGAGUGGCGUCAACCUCAAGGAUCUGGUCCAUGACCCUUCACUGUUAGGAGGAGUUAUUGCGGCCUACAAGGUUGUUCCGGAUGAGAUGGAUGAAAUUAAGGACAUUCUUUUGGACUGGUGCGACGAGCAGGAGCUAAAUCUCAUCCUCACUACUGGAGGGACUGGUUUUGCACCGCGAGAUGUCACUCCAGAGGCUACCAGGGAGGUGAUCGAGAGGGAGGCCCCUGGGAUGGCCCUGGCCAUGCUGAUGGGCUCGCUCAACGUUACACCGCUGGGCAUGCUCUCCAGGCCAGUUUGUGGUAUCCGUGGCAAAACUCUGAUCAUCAACCUCCCAGGUAGCAAGAAGGGCUCCCAGGAGUGCUUCCAGUUUAUACUGCCCGCCCUGCCCCACGCGGUCGACCUGCUGCGGGAUGCCUUGGUCCGUGUCAAGGCCACGCACUCGGCCCUGGAACAGCUGCCCUCGCCGCCGCCCGGCCUCUCGCAGCUCACCAACUCCCACAACGUCAACAACGUCACACACACUGUGGAGCAGGGGACCCAGUGUGAGGACGAGGACGAGGAGGAGGAGGAGGAGGAGCGGCGGCGGCGAGGAGGAGGAGGAGGAGGAGGAGGAGGAGGAGGAGGAGGAGGCGGGCGACACGCUCACAACCACCACCACCACCACCACCAGCAGCAGCAGCCGCCACUGCCGCCACAGCAGCCGCACCACCACCACCACCAGCACGGCUCCUCCCACAUCACUGCCGCAGCCAUCGCUGCCAAGACCAGUCAUGCUGUGGUCAUGGCUAAGGGGGCACCCUACCUACCCGGCACCACCCCUGCCCCCCCUGCUCAUUUCACCUGCUCCUGUAGCCAUGACGACCAGAUUCCGGACUCCAUCAUCUCUCGAGGCGUUCAGGUGCUUCCUCGCGAUUCCGCCUCUCUGAGCUCCACUCCCUCCGAGUCGCCACGGGCAACGCAGGCCACCUCCCGUCUGUCCACAGCCUCCUGCCCUACGCCCAAGGUGCAGUCGAGGUGCGGCAGCAAUGAGAACAUUCUUCGAGCCAGCCACAGUGCAGUAGAUAUAAGCAAAGUGGCACGACGUCAUCGUAUGUCUCCCUUCCCGUUGACAUCGAUGGACAAAGCCUUCAUCACGGUUCUGGAGAUGACCCCCAUACUGGGAACGGAGGUCAUCAACUACCGAGACGGUAUGGGUCGAGUGCUUGCUCAGGACAUCUAUGCCAAAGACAACCUUCCUCCGUUCCCGGCCUCUGUGAAGGACGGUUACGCCGUACGAGCUGCUGACGGCCCAGGUGACCGCUUCAUUAUGGGAGAGUCCCAGGCUGGCCAACAGCCCAGUCACACGGUGAUGCCGGGCCAGGUGAUGAGAGUGACCACCGGGGCUCCCAUCCCGUGUGGAGCAGACGCUGUGGUGCAAGUGGAAGACACCGAACUGCUGCGCGAGUCUGAAGACGGCACAGAGGAGCUGGAGGUCAGGAUCAUGGUGCAGGCACGACCUGGGCAAGACAUAAGACCAAUAGGUCACGACAUCCGGCGAGGGGAGUGUGUGUUGGCCAAGGGCACCCACAUGGGCCCUUCCGAGAUCGGACUCCUGGCCACGGUUGGCGUCACCGAGGUCAGCGUUCACAAGUUCCCCGUGGUGGCCGUCAUGUCCACUGGCAAUGAGCUGUUGAAUCCAGAGGACGACCUCCAUCCAGGGAAGAUCAGAGACUCCAACCGCUCCACCCUGCUGGCCACUAUCCAGGAGCACGGCUACCCAACCAUCAACCUGGGCAUCGUCGGAGACAAUCCGGACGACCUGCUGUCGGCUCUCCACGAGGGAAUCAGCCGUGCCGAUGUGAUCAUUACCUCAGGGGGGGUGUCCAUGGGCGAGAAGGAUUAUUUGAAACAAGUGCUGGACAUCGACCUUCACGCUCAGAUCCACUUUGGGCGCGUCUUCAUGAAACCAGGUCUUCCUACCACAUUUGCCACAGCAGACAUUGAUGGAGCACGGAAACUCAUCUUUGCUCUGCCAGGAAACUUCAGCUUCAGAGACUCCGGGCCCCCUCUGCAGGAGGCUGCAGCUGUGAGCGAGAGUGAGGCCAAGCAGCCACUGUCCCAUAGAGGAAGUAACCCGGUGUCUGCAGUGGUGACUUGUAAUCUGUUUGUGAUCCCUGCUCUGCGGAAGAUGCAGGGUAUUUUGGACCCACGGCCUACUAUAAUUAAAGCCAGGUUGUCUUGUGAUGUGAAGCUAGAUCCCAGACCAGAGUACCAUCGCUGCAUCCUCACCUGGCACCACCAGGAGCCACUGCCCUGGGCCCAGAGCACAGGUAACCAGGUGUCGAGCCGGCUGAUGUCCAUGCGCAGCGCCAACGGCCUCUUGAUGUUGCCGCCCAAAACGGAGCAAUACGUGGAGCUCCACAAGGGAGAGGUCGUGGAUGUCAUGGUGAUAGGACGGCUAUGAUGUUACGAUGUCACUCGCUACUGAUUUACCUCGGCAGCGCCAGGACUUCCUGUCCGGACAGGGUAUCGGCAGCAGGAGCAGGAAGUGAUGCAUGUCUACCGGGUCAGCAUUAGCUGUGAUGUCAUAUGCAACAGCCAAUUAGAGCCAGGGAAGGGUACAGAGCCCUGGGUUCUGCUGCCAGGAGAACACUGGACUCAAUGAAGAGAAAAAAUAUAAAAAAAAGAAGAAAAUAUAUGAAAUGAGAUUUAUUCUGUAAUAUUAUUAUUAUAAUUAUCCUGCAGAUAAUGGUUAUUAAUAUUCAAAAUUAUUAUUCUAUUAUAAUUAUUACUAUGGUUAAAACGAUCAUCUCUGUUGUCAUCGUGACCUUCCCUGAAUCAUUGGUACGUCCUUGUAGAUAUCCAUGUGGCCCUCCCCACUUCUUAUAGCCCUUGAUUCUUCACAUCUCCUUAGUCUUUCAUCUCCUUCAUCACUCGCCGCUCCCUGCCCUCUUCCUCCUCCUAUGUUUUUCCUGCUUUUAUUCUUAUUCCUGCUGUUUAUACUAUUCAUCCUGCUCAUUUUCCUUACCUUCUGUCCCAGUCUUCUCUGACAUCAGGGACUUCGUUCUCCCGCUCAUAUUGGCAACACUGCCAUUCCAUCAUCCUAUUAAUGUUUUGUGUGUGUGUGUGUGUGUGUGUGUGUGUGUGUGUGUGUGUGUGUGUGUGUGUGUGUGUGUGUGUGUGUGUGUGUGUGUGUGUGUGUGUGUGUGAAAAAUAUAUCCUGCAACACUGUUAACCCUGACAUUACAAUCACAUUCAGGUGCUCCUUGUAAGCUCGCUUGCAGCUUGUAAACUGACACAGGUCAGCUUUCAGGUGGUUGAUGAGGUCAAAGGUCGAGAGGUCACCGUAAAGUAGACUAUUUCGCGCAAAUAAACAUGUUUUUUAAUGUACAGGAAUAAAAUAGCCCUUCUGGUGAGCAGAAGUAUAUAUCAGGGGUUGAAGAUGAGAUCAGACCUUCUAUUUUUGGUGGUUGGAUAACGGAUGAGGAGCGGUUCUAGAGGGGAGAACCUGCACUAGUGGCAUUGUCAUGUUCGCUCUCUCGCUUCUAGAAGUUGACAUGCUUGGUGCCAAAAAAACCCAGUGUGGGGAGGGGGAUGAGACCCAACCCGACCCUUGACCUUCAACUUAAAGGGUGUGAUCAAAUAUUAAACCCAUUAAAACACACCCCUGCUCAUAACUCUUCCCAUGUACCCAUUCCCGUGGAAGGGAGGAACGUUUGGGCACAGCUACUAUUGAAACGGGGUACGUGUUUAACGUUGUUUAACGUUGUUUAACGUUGUUUAAGAUGGGCUCAUCAUUCACUCAUUAUAAAUCCCUGUGCCAGAGCAUGGGUUUUCCCAAAGCGGGUGGACUUAAGGGAGGCUGGUGGGGAAGGGGGCAUCUCAAACCAUUUUCAUUUCAUUUGAGUAAAAAGAAGCAGAUGAUUUGAUGAACUGCCUUUGUAUUGACUUAUUAUCAACACUGAACUCGGUGUCACUGCACAGACUUACAACAUUAUGACCAGCACUUGUAACGAAGCAAUGCCACAACAUUCUCCUACUAGUACUACUGGAUAGAUAUAUAACGAAGAGGAUGUUUUUCGUUAAUAUUAUUGAAACUGAAGAUGAAUUAUUAAAGAUGCUCCAGAUUAUUCUCUA